AUGCCCAAGGAGCUGGAGAGCAAGCGCGUGGAGCUUAUUAUCGAGUACCAUCGUAUUCUGGCCUUUGGCAAAGCAGCAGGACUCGUCGACGUGCCCGAGGGCUCCAACCUUGCCCUGACUUUGGGUACCGAAACAAUUGAGCUUGUGGCCAUCUUGGCGCGGAUUCAGUCCAUAAUGACCGAGUUCCGCGACUUGAAUGCCCGUUACUCUGAUGAGGAUUCUUCCAAGCCGUCUGUUUCCAUGAGGAAUGGUAACCACGGUGAGGGCUCAGGCAACACCAACCUGCCCAUUAGGCCCACCUUUAAGCGUACUCCCAGCCUCGCUGCUCAAUACGAGGAAAAGAAGCAGCAGCGGAAGCAUCUCCGGGGCACAAAUCAUCUCCGCGAGUUCUUCCAAAAGACAGGCCAUAACCUCAAGGAAAUUGUGACCCAUCCUGGCCGUAUUCGCUGGAUCGUUUCUGACAAGGAUGCCUUCGAUGCUCUUCUCAAGGACCUGCACACACUCACCGAACGUCUGCACGAGCUCAUGAGGGGCCAUCGCGAACGUCACAUCGAUGAGAUCACGGCAAUGACCUACCGCGAGUUAAUCAUGACUCGAAAUAGCGUCGACGACAUUAAGGUCAGUAUUGAGGCGGUCUCCAACCGCAUCAAUAAUUUCCCCUUCGAGGGCCCCAGCCGCCCCCGCCAUGGUGCCACAGAUUUUGCACUCCGAGACCUCUUUCAGCUCAAACGGAUGGGUCGUAUUGCAGAAAAUGUCAUUCUUGAACUCAAGAAUGAUGGGAAGAUCGAUCUUGACGAGCGUUUGAAGGAGUCCGGCCUGAAAUUGCAGAAGCUCACCGCCCAGGAGGUAUUUGAUAACUUCUCAUGGAAUGAGCCUGAAAUGGUUUAUCCUGCCGGCCUUGAUCGCCCUCGUGGCGUUCUGACUGUUGGCAACGAUGAACUGCCUGUUUGGGUCGAGUGGAAGCCGAUUGGUGACUUGCGUCCCAACUCUCCUCAGGACAAAGAGGUGUUCGUCCGCACCGGUCUCCUCUCCGAGAUGCUCAAAAUGCAGAAGCCGUCCACGAUGCACGUGCCUGAGUGUUUGGGCUUCUUCGACGAUAGAGAGGUGAAUGAAUGCGACCGUUAUGGUUGGAUUUACAAGAUGCCAGAGGGUAGUAGCAUGGACACUCGUGUUGUCUCGCUCUACCACAUCCUAGGCAACGACAAGCACAAACCCAGUCUCUCCAAGCGCGUCGCCAUGGCUACAGCGCUUUGCACAACCGUCAUGAACCUGCAUGCCGUCAACUGGCUGCACAAGGGCAUUUACAGUGACAAUGUCGUCUUCCACUUUGACAAGAACGGCAACUACAAUGCCGAGAAGCCUCUUCUGUCAGGUUUCGAAUAUUCUCGUCCUGAUGUCGGCAAUACGACCAACCGCGAAGUCGACGCAGUCUGGGACCUAUAUCGAUGGCCUGCCAUUCAGCGCGAGAAGCCAACCGACCGCAACUCGCGCAAGACAUACGACAUGUACAGCCUUGGCCUAGUGAUGCUCGAGAUUGCACACUGGGAGCGUCUUCAGAACUUGAUGUGGCUUCACGAUGCCCCCCGCGAUAGCGAUCAAAGUGACGACACCAGCAAGAAGGGUAAAAAAUUCAUUGCGAACAUCGGGAUGGGCAAGGAGAAACUGCUGCCGAAUGUCACUUUGGAUGAAUCUAAGGGUGUCCGAGACUGGCUGCUGGACAUCCGCGAAGGCGCCCCAUUCCGUGCUGCUGGCCGUCCUAAUCCCUUGCAGGCGCUGCGCCACGUCGCAGGAGACCUCUACUUCCACGCUGUAUUGCGCUGUAUCUGGGCUCAUGGCCCCAAUGGGUUUAGUGUCGAGGAGCUUGAUGACCAGUCGAACGACUCUGACAUCGGCGUUCAGCUCCAGGAGGCGUUCAUGAGGUAUGUUGUUGAGCCGCUCAGGUCUGUGCAGAUCUAA
Molecule: messenger RNA, 1956 nt
Organism: Thermochaetoides thermophila DSM 1495
Lineage: Eukaryota; Fungi; Ascomycota; Sordariomycetes; Sordariales; Chaetomiaceae
Exons: 1
Coding region: 1-1956 (651 amino acids)
Source: RefSeq, a predicted model, not a curated record